AUGAAUUUCAAAGCACAACUGCAGAAUUUCUCGUCGAUUCUUUCCCAGCCUUCGUAUUAUCCUGCGAACUUCACAAUCACCAAAAAACCCGACUUGAUAGAAGGGAUUCCCGACGGAAUACUAGCUUUGAUAGCGCCAAUAGUAGCUUAUUGGACUUAUUCGUCAUUUUUCCAUAUUGUAGAUGUUUACGAACUAGCUGAGAAGUACAGAAUCCAUCCAAGUGAAGAUGAGUUGAAAAGAAAUAAAGUGACUCUACAUGAGGUUGUAAGGGAUGUCAUAUUGCAACACGUUAUUCAAACUGUAGCUGGGUUAACUGUCUACUACUUUGAUGCUACUCCUCAAACUGGUUUCGAGUUUUAUACAAUGUGGCAAUUGAAACAUAAUUACUUACCAUCAUUUGUGCCCGACUUUGUUGUUUAUUAUGGGUAUAUGUACGGAUGGUCUUUUUUACGCUUGUGUCUUGCAAUCUUGAUAAUAGACACAUGGCAAUAUUGGUUACACCGUCUUAUGCAUGUGAACAAGGCAUUAUACAGAAGAUUCCACUCAAGACAUCAUAGGUUGUAUGUGCCAUAUGCGUUUGGAGCUUUAUAUAACGACCCUCUUGAAGGGUUUCUUUUGGACACCGCUGGAAGUGGGCUCGCUUCACUUAUUGCAGGAUUAUCCCAUCGCGAGCAAAUUGUUUUGUAUACAUUUGCAACUUUAAAGACAGUUGAUGACCAUUGCGGAUACAGACUCCCAUUUGAUAUUUUUCAAAUGAUAUUUCCAAAUAACUCAGUUUACCAUGACAUUCACCAUCAAAUAUGGGGCAUAAAGAGCAAUUUUUCUCAACCAUUCUUUACAUUCUGGGAUACGUUCAAUAGAACUCAGUACAAAUUUGUUAAUGAGUACAAGGACUUGCAAAGUCACAUCACGUUGAGCAAAUACAAGGAGUUUUUAGCCAAAAAGACAAGAUCUGGUCCAAGAACCGAAACGGAAAAGGAACUUUUCAAUCAAGAGAUGGAAAUUACAAAAGAAAUUUCUUUUGAAAGUAAAAAGGAUAUAUAA
Molecule: messenger RNA, 1044 nt
Organism: Lodderomyces oxycetoniae
Lineage: Eukaryota; Fungi; Ascomycota; Pichiomycetes; Serinales; Debaryomycetaceae
Gene: SUR2
Product: sphingosine hydroxylase
Exons: 1
Coding region: 1-1044 (347 amino acids)
Biological process (GO): sphingolipid biosynthetic process
Cellular component (GO): endoplasmic reticulum membrane
Molecular function (GO): sphingolipid delta-4 desaturase activity; iron ion binding
Source: RefSeq, a predicted model, not a curated record